ACCAACGAUUUUGGACUUCCGUUUUCAUCCUAUGAUCUUCAUUUCUGUAUGAAGGAGGAAUAUCAGUGAGAAAAUGGCGGGUGGUACCACCCUUGAGAACACACCAACAUGGGCCGUAGCUGUUGUUUCCUUUUGUUUCAUAUCGAUAUCCCUUGGUUUAGAACGCUUGAUCCAUCUCCUUACUGCUUGGCUCAAGAAACUUGGAAAAAAGGCCUUGAUCAAAGCCCUGGAGAAGCUUAAAUCAGAAAUGAUGCUAUUGGGGUUCAUAUCACUUUUAUUAGCAGCAACACAAGGACCCAUUUCGAAAAUCUGCAUAAGCCACAAAGUUGCAGAAACUAUGCUCCCAUGCCGCAAAAUCACCAGCAUAACUGAAACACUAUUGGCAGACAGCAGCAGUCCUGCGGAAGACAGUGCUAUUCCUCAGCCUGCAAUUUACGAUUACUGUCUCUCUAAGGGGAAGGUGUCUCUAAUCAGCCAAGAAGGGAUAGGCCAACUUCAUAUCUUCAUAUUUGUGUUAGCAGCCAUGCAUGUCCUUUAUAGUGUUCUUGCUAUGGCUCUGGGCAAUGCUAAGAUGAGGGUCUGGAAAGUCUGGGAGAAAGAGACUCAAACCAUUGAAUAUCAAGUGCACAACGAUCCUAACCGAUUCAGAUAUACGCGAGAGACAUCAUUUGGUAGACGACAUGUAAAUUCAUCAACUGGAACUCCAUUUCUUUUAUGGACUAAAUGUUUCUUCAGGCAAUUUUUCAGCUCGUUAGCAAAAGUUGAUUAUAUGACCUUACGCCAUGGAUUCAUCGCUACGCACUUCUCCCCAAGUGGUAAUGUCAAAUUUGAUUUCCAAAAAUACAUUGAGCAAUCGUUGGAGGAGGAUUUUAAAGUUGUAGUUGGAAUCAGUCCUCCACUAUGGUUCAUUGUGGUGAUCUUCCUACUAGUCAAUGUCCGCGGAAUGCAUAUAUAUCUCUGGAUAUCUGUUCUCCCUUUGAUUUUAAUUUUAGCUCUGGGAACCAAACUUGAAGUCAUUGUGGCGAAAAUGGCUAUCAAACUUGGAACUGAAAAUGCCAUCACUAGAGGAACACCUUUAGUACACCCUAAUGAUGAGCUCUUUUGGUUUGGCCACCCCGGAUUUCUUUUGCAUUUUCUGCAUCUCACUCUCUUUAUGAAUGCAUAUGAGAUCGCCUUCUUUCUCUGGAUAACGUAUGAGUUUGGGUUAAGAUCCUGUUACCACGAUAAGAUUGAAUUGAUCAUUCUACGGAUAGUUUUGGCCGUGACUGUUCAGGUCCUUUGCAGCUACAUUACUCUGCCGUUGUAUGCUCUUGUAACCCAGAUGGGUUCACACUACAAGAAAACAGCGUUGGAGGAACAAACAGCUAAGCUUUUGAAGGCAUGGCAUGAAGAUGUAAGAAAAAAACAGAGACAAAAGCUUCCACAAGAUAAACCUAUUUCACCUAGAAAUGUUGGCCCUUCUCGCUCCAAAGCUGGACAAAAGACAGACCAGGCAGAUGCACAGGCACAAGUCUCUUAGACAACAGCUCGUCCCUGAAGCUCCAAUCUUACACUUGUUGGUGGAUAUAAUGAUUUUUCAUGAAAUUCAUCUAACUAAUUGCCUGCGGUUAAACACUAGAUGAAUAUUUAUACCAAUUAAGAAGAAAUGUAAUAUAUAACCGAGGGUUUCACCUAU
This is a messenger RNA of Papaver somniferum (opium poppy), 1675 nucleotides long. RefSeq names its product MLO-like protein 3. Lineage: Eukaryota; Viridiplantae; Streptophyta; Magnoliopsida; Ranunculales; Papaveraceae. Bases 74 to 1519 code for a protein of 481 amino acids. Gene Ontology annotation, cellular component: membrane. The record is from RefSeq and is a predicted model, not a curated record. Gene Ontology annotation, biological process: defense response. The transcript has 15 exons.